Messenger RNA from Rhododendron vialii, 2356 nucleotides. RefSeq names its product putative tRNA pseudouridine synthase. The record is from RefSeq and is a predicted model, not a curated record. Lineage: Eukaryota; Viridiplantae; Streptophyta; Magnoliopsida; Ericales; Ericaceae. The transcript is spliced from 7 exons. Gene Ontology annotation, molecular function: pseudouridine synthase activity; RNA binding. Gene Ontology annotation, cellular component: nucleus. Bases 68 to 1621 code for a protein of 517 amino acids. Gene Ontology annotation, biological process: mRNA pseudouridine synthesis; tRNA pseudouridine synthesis.
AUUCGUUAACAAGCCCUUACAUCAGCUUCCAGCGAAGAACGGCCGGUGGCGCUCUACUCGCACCCGCAUGGCCGCCGUCUCUUACCUCCGAUUUUCUCUCUCUAAACUUUCCCCAAUCCCAGCUUCGAUCCUCCGAUUUUCAAACCCUAUUUACUUCUCCUCUUCCGCUUCUUCACCGCCCACCGCCGCCCAAUCCUCACCUGCGCCGCCGCCGCCUUCGCACCACGCGAACCACCACGUAGGCGGCGAUAAAUGGGAGCCUUUCCGAAAAAAGAAAGUCGUAAUGCGGGUCGGAUACGUCGGAACUGAUUAUAGAGGACUGCAGUUGCAAAAAGAUGUACCCUCACUGUCCACCAUUGAGGGAGAAUUGGAAAAUGCCAUUUUUAAAGCUGGUGGGAUUCGAGAUAGUAAUUUUGGGAAUUUGCAUAAGAUUGGAUGGGCCAGAAGUAGCCGAACUGAUAAAGGAGUUCACUCCUUGGCGACCAUGAUAUCCCUAAAAAUGGAAGUUCCUGAAAAUGCAUGGAAGGAAAACCCUAAUGGCAUUGCUCUUGCAAAUUAUGUGAAUGCUCAUCUUCCUAACAAUGUCAAAGUUUUCAGCAUUUUGCCUUCACAAAGGAGCUUUGAUGCUAGAAGGGAAUGCAACAUCCGCAAGUAUUCUUACCUGCUGCCUGCUGAAAUUAUUGGAAUAAAAAAUAAUUUCACCCCAUCUGAAAUUGAUUAUCAUCUGUCAGACUUCAAUCAUAUUUUGAAUACUUUUGAGGGAGAACAUCCAUUCCACAACUAUACAAUACGAUCCAAAUAUAGGAAAAGAAAUUCUGCAAAACAAUUAUCUAUAGAGGACGGAAAAGCAAGAUGUUCUGAGUCGGAUCAAAGUGAUGGAGAAGAAACUCUUGGUGCAGAUGACAUGGCUGCAAUGGAUGUCCAGGGAAAUGAUAAUGGUAUAUCACGACCCAUUGCUUCUGACAAACAUCCUGUACAUAGUAAUGAUGAGCAUGGGAAUAAUUUGAAGGACCAUGAACCAGUUUUAGCAGUUCGUGCCAGAUGGCUACAUGAACCUCAUGAAAAAGACAGACUCAGUGCUUCCCACUUUAGAAAGAUUUUGCGCUGUUCUUGUGGAAAGCUUGAGCAGUUUCUUGGUAUGAAUUAUGUUGAGAUCUCCAUCUUUGGGGAAUCAUUCAUGUUACAUCAAAUCCGCAAAAUGGUUGGGACGGCUGUUGCUGUCAAGCGUAAGUUGCUCCCCAGAGAUGUUCUCAAGUUGUCACUGGCCAAGUUUGCUCGGAUUAUCUUACCCCUGGCCCCAUCUGAAGUUCUAGUUUUGAGGGGAAACAAUUUUGUCUUGAGAAAUCGACCUGGCAAUGUUACAAGGCCUGAAAUGCUGUCUUUGGUUGAAUCAGAAGAAAUUUUGAAGGUCGUUGAUGAGUUCUACAAUUCUGUAAUGUUACCUCAAGUCUCUCAAUUCUUGGAUCCUUCAAAAUCUCCUUGGAAAGGAUGGAUUGAGACAUUGGAUGCAAAUACAAGCAUUAAAGAAGCAGAAUUAGAUGAGAUUAGGAAGGCUUGGGAACUGUGUUAUGAAAAGUUUUGGAGUGGCAAUGGUGCCUGCAUUACAGCUGUGAACACAUGAGCCUUUGGAAAGUUUGAAAUGCUCCUCAUAUUUUGGAGGAACUAUUUCACUGUUUAUUUCUGGGCACAGAAAAGCCAGGAAGUAAAUUGGUGUCGCUGAACACUAGAGUGGCAUCUUAUAAUGAUUUUUCUUUAUCCAAGUUCUGUUCGUACGAAAAUGAUUGGCUGUUUGCCACCUCCCUUGCUUCCUUGCAUCCUUUUGUUUGAGGUGCUGUUAACUUGAUGAUCAGCCUUAAUCAUUCAGGCAGAUUCUGCUGAGAUUUGGGCAUUUCGUUGUGUCCAGUCUGCGAAGAAGGUUUAUGAUGAUUUCAUGCCUGAAUGUCUUCAAGAAGCAACUGACAGUGUCUAUAAAGGUUUCUCAAGAACUUCAAUAGUGAAGAAAAAUAGUCCUCUGGUCAUGCUCAAACACUGGCUAUUAACUGAUUUGUAUUCAUCAUAUCAAGCCUCGCUGUUCCCAGCCGAGGCAGCUCAAGUUGUAGUCUUCUUCCUACUCAUAAAAGAAGUAUGCAAUUGUAUUGUCAAAUACAUCACCAAAUGUAUGAGUAAUUGACACACACGCGAAAGGUUAAUGUCCCUCAAAUAUUGCUGCUCCUUAGAUAGAUUUCGUCGAGUGCGUGGCUUUCGCCCUUGUUGUAGGGGCUUUCGAUUGUAGACGUUAGAUAUUGAUCUUCAUUGAUGUUUUGGCAACGAUGAUAUCUAAUUAGUUAUGGUGAAUGAAAUUGCUUCUCAUUUUCCA